Messenger RNA from Arabidopsis lyrata subsp. lyrata, 898 nucleotides. RefSeq lists its product as uncharacterized. The record is from RefSeq and is a predicted model, not a curated record. The transcript has a single exon. Lineage: Eukaryota; Viridiplantae; Streptophyta; Magnoliopsida; Brassicales; Brassicaceae. The coding region runs from base 398 to 724 and encodes 108 amino acids.
AUAAACCUCGAGUUGCUACCUCAGCAACACAUCCCAAAAACUGACUCAGCAACCGAACAUAACAUACAUUGCUCCUCAGUUUUUGCCCCGAGAUGUGGAAUCCUUACUUACACAAUUCCCAUGCUUCUGUCUGUUCAUUGUCUUCAUCCAUCUUUUUCAUUUCUUUAAUACUACAAAAUAGACACCAAAUGCCUUUAAGUGUCUCCUACUUCAAACCACUUUCAUGAAUCAUUUCAUAACACAACUCAUAAAACUCAACCUCCCCCAUGUGCCUUCACAUGCAUUCCAAUGAAAACACCACUCAAUUAAAUUAAAUCUCCUAUUAAAUUCCAUUUAAGCAUUGUUGUUAACUUCAAAAUUUAGGCAAACCACUUUUGACUUACACAUUCACAAAACUAUGGAUCUUUGCAAAAGUAGAGCAACAACCACCGUUACUCUCUCAUGUCUCCUCUUCUUUGUUUCUUCCUUCUACACAAUCUCCACCGCGAAAUCUGUCACUAAUCCGCUCUAUCAACUCCUUCUGUUCACCGCCUUCUUUCUCGCUGCAGCCUUGUCUCUUCUUAUACUGGUGGCGGCGGCACGAGCCACCAUGGUCGCGUGGAUAACUAUCCUCGUCUUACUGGCCUUUUCGGGUACACGUCGCCGUGUUUUAGCGCGGAGAGGGAAGACAAUCACCGCGGAUGUGGCGAUGUGCUUGUUUAGAGAGACAAAUCCUCGCGGUUAGUCUCGUGAGGCUUGUUUGUUGUUAGAGAGUAUUUUCAUAUCACUUUUGUAUAUAACAAAAAUAUGUCUUUUUGUGAAUGAUUUUCCCCUUUUUGUAUUCAUUUAUACUGAUUCUAAUUUAAUUUUAAUAUAUAUAUGUGCUUUAAAUGUUUAUUCAAUACUUCUAUAGUUACAA